Messenger RNA from Rotaria socialis, 1122 nucleotides. The record is from the annotation of a GenBank genome assembly. Lineage: Eukaryota; Metazoa; Rotifera; Eurotatoria; Philodinida; Philodinidae.
AUGCCACCAAAAAAAGCCGCUGCCGCCAAAGCAACAACUGAAACUGAUGCUGAUCCAAAAUCAGCACAAAAGAAACAGGAUGAAGAAAAUCAACAACCGACAGAAAUCGAGCAGUCAAGUCCAAAGAAAGCUACAAGUGAAUCAAAAAAGGCUGCUGUAACUAGUAAAGCUGGUCAAUCAAGAAAGAAAGCUGCGGCUGAGAAACUUCAAGAGGAAGCAUCUGGUUUUAUUGAACGUACUAAUAAAAAAUCAGAAGCAGCUGAUGAUACAAACGAAGAAGAUAAUGAUGAUGAGCAAUCAUCAAAGAAAAACAGUAGUGCAUCAGCAGCACAAAAGAAUGGGAUCGCCGCUGAAACAAAACCAGCGGCAAAAGCUACUACAGGUCGAGGUGCUAAACGGCAACCGGCUAAAAACAUGGCUAAAAACGAUGAAAAAGACGAAGAAGAACAAGAAAUUGAGAAAACAACAGUUCCGGCUAAAGCUCCGGCUAAAGGCAAGAUCGCAACUGCUGCGCAAAAAAAUAAAAAAGUCGAAGAAGAUGAACAAAAAGAUGCUGGUACAGGUGAAGAUGAUGAAGCUGAAAACGAAAAUGGUUCACCGAAUAAAAAAUCAAAAGGUAAAACUGCUCGUAAACCAGCUCAAAAAACAAAAACAGCUACACCAGAACCUGAAAUGGAUCAUGAACAAAGCGAUGAAAAUGAGACAAAAAAGAAACCAGCAACUACAAAAAAAGGAAAAGCUGCAAGCUCAUCAAAAAAGCAAACCGCAGCUGUUGAAAAAUCUGAAAAUGAAGAACCUGUAAAUGAUGAUCUUAAUUUGUCUGAAGAUGAAGAACCUACGGAUGAUAAUUCAAAAGCUACAACAACAAAGAAAGGUCCAACAAAACGAUCGGCACCAACAUCAGGCAAAAAAGCCGGUGCAGCUCCAGCUAAAAAGAAAUUACAAAGCGAUGAGCCAUUCGAAGAUCAUACGAAUGAGGAAAAAAAUGAAGAAGCUGAAAAUAAUACCGAAGAUGAAGCUUCAACAGCUAAACAAGCAAAAAAAGGGCGUCCAGCUACUAAAGCUCCAGCAUCGACAUCCAAAACAAAUAAUCGUUCUGCGAAGAAAACUAAAGCUACAUAA